AAUUAUCGCAAUGGACAUGAAAAUGCUAUCCAGGGUCGGCAAGUCAACUGAUGAAAGAUACUCUUCCCUUAAGAACAAGAACCAAAUACUAUCAGGAGAAAGAAAGAAGUUUAUAGUCAGAUCCUCCUUUUUAAAGCCUAAAAAAGAUCCUGAUGCUAACUUCCUUGAGAGGAUCAGACUGAUCCAGAGCAAGAACUUACCUGAUCCAAAACAGUUGCUUACGAACAACAAAAACAUUAUGAAGAAAAAUGACAGCCCUAAGAAAAAUCGGAAACAUAGGAACUCUGUUGAUGACCUUAGAGGUAAACAGUCCAGUUUCAGGGCUAUUUCCAGAGGAACAUAUUACAAAAUCAAUAGCGUGAAGGACUUGCCACCUCCGUGUGGUUAUUACAAUAUCAACUAUGAACUAGUUGACAAGAGUAUUCCCACCAAGAAUCUGCAGCGAUAUCAACAAAGGAAGACACAAUUUUUAAUCAAAAAGGACAAUCUAGAUAUUGACUAUCCGGACAUAAAAAGACUAGACAAGCAGAAGGGAUACAUUGAUUUCAAAAAGAUUAGCCCAAGAGGAGCAUUUGAGACUCUCCAGGCAAAUACUCCUCAUGAAAAGCAAUUUGAUAAUUUUAACUAUUUCCCUUCGAUUUCCUCAAAAUCUGGCAAUAAAAUCGAAGCAAAUUUUACAACUUUAAGAUCAAGAGAGCCUAACUUCAAAAUAAACAUGACCCCAUCAGUAUACGAGCCAAACCAUGAAUUCCUCAAAAGCUCCUUAAGCAAAACCGGUAUCGCCUGGAACAAACUCCUGCCAAGGCCACCCAUAAUUUCCCCUAGGAAAGAAAUCGACCUAAACUCCUCGUCCAUCGACUUCGAUAAAGCCAUUGCUGCUAAAAUGAGUCUAAUGUCUCCAUAAUGCCACUUAACCCUU
Molecule: messenger RNA, 919 nt
Organism: Moneuplotes crassus
Lineage: Eukaryota; Ciliophora; Spirotrichea; Euplotida; Euplotidae
Source: the annotation of a GenBank genome assembly